This is a messenger RNA of Salvia miltiorrhiza (redroot sage), 2021 nucleotides long. RefSeq names its product seipin-2. The transcript has 3 exons. Bases 159 to 1706 code for a protein of 515 amino acids. Gene Ontology annotation, cellular component: endoplasmic reticulum membrane. Lineage: Eukaryota; Viridiplantae; Streptophyta; Magnoliopsida; Lamiales; Lamiaceae. The record is from RefSeq and is a predicted model, not a curated record. Gene Ontology annotation, biological process: lipid storage; lipid droplet organization.
UUUUAUUUUUUGAAUUUUAUAUUUCGUGGCUAAAAACCGGUUUUCUCCCUACAGCCACGAAAUUGCCAUGUACAACUCCUGAUGCACGACGUAUAAUACCAACCGAAGAAAAAAAGGCAAAUUUUCCCACAUACAAAUUUCAGGCGAUAAACUUGGAAAUGGAGGAGACGAAAUCGAGCGCGCAAUUCGACGACGACGAAGAUGCAUUUCAUGAUGCGCUCGACGAAUUCGAGUUUUACGAUUGCCGGGAGAAUUUUUCCGAUCCAAUCGAAUCCAAUCGUGAUGAAUCAAUCUCAGAUCCCGGCCCUUAUCCACCUCUGGAAGACAAAUCCCCGCCGCCGGCGGUUCUACGCCGUCGCAGGUCUCGUUCGAGUAAAAAAUCAUCUGGGGAUGACUCGGCGAAGCUCGGCACGCCGGAAAGUGUGGACAAAUACUUGAGAGAGAGAAAGGUAUCGCUUUCUCGGAAAUUCGAGGAAUACGAGAAGGGAUUGGAGGACACGAAACUUGCUUUGCUGAGGAAUGAGAUGAGCGAAGAGAAAUCGACGAUAACGGAUGCGAACGCUGCAGCUCGUGUUGAAGAAUCGAACUCGAGAGGAAGUGAUGACUCGAAUUCGAGCCUUCUGUUCACGCUGGCCGGUAUAGUAAUCAAGCCCAUCAGCUUCCAAAUUCAUUUGCUAGUCAAAAUUUUUACGUUUACGAUUCGAUUGGCGUAUUACUCGUACAUGAUUGUGUUUAACCCUUUGGGGCUUUUGAUGGCAUUCAGAGGGUAUAUAAUUCAGCAAUUGAAAAAAAUUUGGAACCUUAUGUUUGGAAUUGUUUCAGAAUAUGUGUACGAAUGGUUGAAAGAACAGCGAGCGAUUUGGAAACUUGGUUUGAAAUGUGGUUGGGGAUUGUUGUGGUCAGCUUAUGUGUGUGCUGUGUUGGUUGGAUUGUUGAUGUCAGCGUUUGUGAUGGGCGGAGUACUGAUAAAAGUGGUGGUGGAGGAGCCGAUUAGGAUGAGUAGGAGCUUGAAUUUCGAUUAUUCGGAGAAGAGCCCAGUAGCAUUGGUGCCGAUUAUGUCCAAUGUGAGGAUGAAUCAGGAUGUGAAGCAUCUUGUGGAGAAGCCUGAAAUCAUGAAGUCCGGCAGAUCAAGGGUCGUGCCACGUGAUCACGGGGUGCAGGUUACUGUAUCUUUAACGUUGCCUGAGUCUGAAUACAACCAACAUCUUGGGAUAUUCCAGAUCAGAGUAGAUUUCCUUGCUGCUGAUGGCCAAAUACUCGCAACAUCACGACGUCCAUGUAUGCUGCAAUACCGGAGCCAGUCAAUCCGCCUCCUGCUUACUUUCCUCAAGGUUGCCCCAAUUCUGACCGGCUACACAUCAGAAACCCAGUAUCUGAAAGCAAACUUCAAAGAUUUCACCGAAGGCGACCCCCCAACUGCAUGUUUAAGGGUUGUGCUUGAGCAGCGAGCUGAAUAUUCCCCCGGUGCUGGUAUCCCGGAAAUAUACAGCGCGUCUCUUACUCUUGAGUCCGAACUCCCUCUCCCAAAAAGGAUCUUGUGGUUCUGGAAGAAAACACUGUUUGUGUGGGUUAGCAUGACUGUGUUUAUGAUGGAGUUGGUUUUUGCUCUCCUCUGUUGCAGACCACUCAUUAUCCCCAAAAUAAGACUCUGGGAAGCCACACCUAGAGAUGCCGCCUCUCACCAUGAUCGUCCCCGUCAAAGCUGAAAUGGCGAGGAACAGCAAUAACACUCAUGCACUAGGGGCGAUUCAUGUUGUACCUUGUUCUUUCCUUGUUUGUACUCGACAGUCGACACACACUGCAUAUUUGGGCGUAGAAGGCGAAAGAUAUGCUGCUUGUCUUCUAACUCCACAUAUUUGUAUGUAUAUUUUUUCACAUUUUGAAGUAGUAGCCAAAAUUGUAUAUAUAGUUAGGACCAAUAUUUUUCCUUCACAUUUUUUAGAUUAUGAACUCACCCGCUAAUGUAUAAGAGCAUUAUGUAUGCUUGUUUCCUUUAUCAGAUUGUUUAAACUUGAGCCCAA